This is a messenger RNA of Penicillium daleae, 918 nucleotides long. RefSeq names its product ATP phosphoribosyltransferase. Lineage: Eukaryota; Fungi; Ascomycota; Eurotiomycetes; Eurotiales; Aspergillaceae. The coding region runs from base 1 to 918 and encodes 305 amino acids. Gene Ontology annotation, cellular component: cytoplasm. Gene Ontology annotation, molecular function: ATP phosphoribosyltransferase activity; magnesium ion binding. The record is from RefSeq and is a predicted model, not a curated record. Gene Ontology annotation, biological process: L-histidine biosynthetic process. The transcript has 4 exons.
AUGGAUCUCGUCAACCACUUGGAAGGAAGACUCCUCUUCGCCGUGCCCAAGAAGGGCCGCCUGCAACAAGCCACCCUUGACCUCCUCGCCGGCUGCGACAUCCAAUUCCGCCGCGAGACCCGUCUCGACAUCGCCCUGGUCAAGAACCUGCCCAUUGCUUUGAUCUUCCUGCCCGCCGCCGACAUCCCCACCUUCGUGGGCGAGGGCCGUGUAGACUUGGGUAUUACCGGCCGCGACCAGGUCGCCGAGCACGAUUCGACCCUCCCCGCAGGCGAGACCUCCGGCGUCGAAGAGAUCCUCGACCUCGGCUUCGGUGGCUGCAAGCUGCAGGUGCAGGUUCCCCAGAAGGGCGACAUCACCGAUGCGAAGCAGUUGAUUGGCCGUAAUGUUGUGACUAGCUUCACUGCCCUAUCUGCGGCUUUCUUCUCUAAGCUUGAGGGCGCAGAGCCUGGUUCCAAGCUGCAGACUAAGAUCAAGUAUGUUGGCGGUAGUGUCGAGGCUGCCUGCGCUCUCGGUGUCGCGGACGGUAUUGUCGAUCUCGUUGAAUCCGGCGAGACUAUGAAGGCUGCCGGCCUCAAGGCCAUCGACACCGUGGUCGAGAGUACCGCCGUACUCGUCAAGUCCCGCGACUCGAACAACGACCUCCUCAACCUGAUCACCUCGCGCAUUCGCGGUGUCAUCACUGCGCAAAAGUUCGUGCUUUGCCAGUACAACAUCCCCCGCUCCGGGCUCGCCGUUGCCUCCAAGAUCACCCCCGGCAAGCGCGCACCUACCAUCACUGCCCUCGAGGAGGAGGGCUGGGUGGCUGUCAGCUCGAUGGUGGAGAAGAAGCGCGUGGCGACUGUCAUGGAUGAGCUGAUUAAGGUCGGCGCAACGGAUAUCUUAGUUCUGAACAUUGCCAACUCGCGCACGGACUAG